UCACUGACUCUUCUAAGUCAAGACAAGACAAUACAGUACAGCAGCCAAAAUCAUAAUCUCCGUCCUAACCAGCUCUACUACUCUUUAUCUGCUGAACCACCAUUGCCAAAAUCUUGUGAUUUUAGUCUUCAGAUUCUGAACCUUUACCCUUUUCCAAAAGCAAUUUUAUUCCUCUUAACAUCUCAUCGUGUCUAUCACUAACACUGCGCCAUUUUCUCUCGUUCUCCGCUCAGGUAUUGUACCCGAGAUGAUGGUUUUCUGUAUACAAUGAUUUAGUUCCUUUGCUCUCCAAGUCUGUGGGUAUUCUCCUGCAUUGAGUUUAGCAGGUUACCGAUUGAGUCUCUCUGUUUCAGAGAUGGGUGAAUGUCUUGGAAAUACUCAUGUAUCCUGAAGAAAGGAGUUUUAAAACAGAGCUUUGGUAUUGAGAUGUGAAGCUUGUUGCUGAUCCCUGAACAAAGAAAGAAGAGGUUUCUGGCUUGGAGAUUGAGAUAGUGUUUCAGUCAUUUUUUGGUUUUGAACUCUUAAGAAUGUCUCUUGGUUAUGAACUUGAAUAACCAAACUCCUGUUCACUCAACUCACUGAAGCCUUAAACUCUGAUCCCAUAUCUGAAAUUUACCACCCUUCUUUUCUCAUUUUUGGAUUUCUUCUGCAAGAUUCUGAAUUUUUGCCUGCGUCAAGUUUCGCUGUCAUCAAACACCAUGAACCACCAUAGUUUCAUUUCUGCAACUCAAACUGAAUCUAACAAUGGAAUCAAACAGCCCUGUUGCACUGCCAUACCCCCCAUUCAUAAUUUUUUGAGUGUUGAAUCAGAAGGGCUAAGUCUUUCUACUGGUGAAUGUUCCUCUCCACAUCCAUCACCUUUUAUUCAAAAAGAAUCUCAUAGUUAUCCCCAUAAAAUUCGAGCACCUACAUCCCAAUCCCAUAAGUGUUGUUUUCCACCUGGACCAAAUAGCCCUUGGACUCGUGGUUCUCAUCUUCAACAUUCAAAGGGCUCAUUUUCACGGUCAUCUGUUUUUUGUACCAGUUUAUACCUAUCGUCUUCAUCAAGCUCUGAAACCCAUCGUCAACUUGGGAAUUUACCAUUUCUUCCACGUCCUCCCUCAUACAAUCAUUCUGUUUCUUCUGUUGACUCAACAAAAUCUCCAUUGUCUUUCAGUGAAGGUAUAGGGAACCCAUAUGAAGAGGAGCAUUCAGAAUCUCUCGUGAAAGACCUCUUUAAUUUGCCUGGAGACAUUUCAGAUGGUAGCUUUCAUGGGGUAACUUGUACAGAUGACAGUUUGGCACUUAAUGAUCAUUUGGAGCUGCAUUUUUUGUCUGAUGAACUUGACAUAGCUAUAACUGACAAUGGAGAAAAUCCCAGGGUUGAUGAAAUUUAUGAAAUACCUCAAUCUUCAUCAAAACCUUCCAUCGGACUGGCAUGUGAUCAGAGCUAUGUCUCUUCAGCACCACCUGUUGAUGCUUUUACAAGUCUCCCAUCUCCUGGGCCAGCCACUGCACAUAAGCCAAGAAUGAGAUGGACGCCUGCACUCCAUGAAUGCUUUGUGGCAGCUGUCAACAAACUUGAUGGAGCUGAAAGGGCUACUCCCAAAGGUGUAUUGAAGCUCAUGAAUGUAGAAGGUUUGACCAUCUAUCAUGUGAAAAGCCACUUACAGAAAUACCGACUCGCUAAGUAUAUGCCAGAGAAAAAGGAAGAGAAGAAGACUUCUAGCACUGAAGAAAACAGUGCAACUUCAAGCAGCAGUGAAUGUGAUGGACGGAAGAAAGGGAGUGUGCAAAUCUCUGAGGCCUUGCGCAUGCAAAUGGAAGUUCAGAAACAGCUGCAUGAACAGCUUGAGGUGCAAAGGGCCCUUCAGUUACGCAUAGAGGAGCAUGCAAAGUACUUGCAGAAGAUCUUGGAGGAACAGCAGAAAGCUGGCAGUGUCCUGAUUCCUCCUCGAAGCUUGUCAUCAAUUACCGAUCCCAGCAGAGAUUCUGAGGUGCAGCCUUCUUCUCCAUCAGUUAGUGGUUUGUCUAACCACCCAGACAAGUCUAAAACAGACUUGUCAUCAGCUCUACCAUCGAAGCAAAAAGCUACUGACAGUAGUGAAUCGAAGCCAGAUGCAAAAAGGAUUCGUCUCAACGACAAGCCAGAAACAGCUUCAGAUGAUGCAUUGGUUGAAAAUCCUGUGCAAUGAAGGCUUCGGGCCCCUUUCAAAGGAAGAAAACAAGAAAGCGCUCUUGGAUGACACAGUCACAGACAUAAAAAGUUAGAAAGAAAAUUCACAAAGAGGAGUCUGCAAAAUGAAAAAUUUUAAUUACCUCCCACUUGUACAAAAUUUUAAUUACCCCAACUAUGUGUAUCAUACAUACCUAUAGUUUGCACAUAACAAAAUUUCGAUUAUCCUUGUUAUGUGUGACUCACAUGUGUAUAACUAAUAAAAUGUAAAAUUUUGGAAAAACCCAUUUUAUGUGUUGUAUAUGGAAAAUUCAAUUAGUCUUCUACCUUUA
This is a messenger RNA of Mangifera indica (mango), 2487 nucleotides long. RefSeq names its product myb family transcription factor PHL6-like. The transcript has 9 exons. Bases 699 to 2174 code for a protein of 491 amino acids. NCBI's taxonomy places the organism in Eukaryota, Viridiplantae, Streptophyta, Magnoliopsida, Sapindales, Anacardiaceae. The record is from RefSeq and is a predicted model, not a curated record. Gene Ontology annotation, molecular function: DNA-binding transcription factor activity; DNA binding.